Nelumbo nucifera (sacred lotus) is the source of this 2008-nucleotide messenger RNA. RefSeq names its product cytochrome P450 71AP13. NCBI's taxonomy places the organism in Eukaryota, Viridiplantae, Streptophyta, Magnoliopsida, Proteales, Nelumbonaceae. The record is from RefSeq and is a predicted model, not a curated record. Gene Ontology annotation, molecular function: monooxygenase activity; oxidoreductase activity, acting on paired donors, with incorporation or reduction of molecular oxygen; iron ion binding.
AGGCAGCUGAGCUUCUUCCUGUAGCCUGUAGGAGUGAUUAUUAUGACACCUAAAUAGACAGAGCUAUGACAUACAAGAUGACAAAGGUGGGUUCCAAAGGCAUGAGAUGAUUAUCUUCGCUUCCUUAGGCCUGUAGGAGUGUUACCAAAAUGGAUCUCACUCAAUGGUGCCUCUGGGAAACAAUUCCCCUGCAAACCCUCCUACCUUCCUCAUGUCUCUUGACAUUCAUCAUCAUCUUGCUAGGGUUGGUGCUCAUCGUCAAGCAUCAAUUGUACCCAACAAGAAAUCUGAAUCUGCCACCGGGACCUUCAAAGCUGCCGAUCAUAGGCAACUUGCACCAGCUAGGUGAAAUGCCCCAUCUCUCCCUUUUCCGGCUGUCGCAGAAGUUCGGCCCCAUCAUUUACCUACAACUGGGUGAGGUCCCAGUCAUGGUGGUCUCCUCUGCCAGAACGGCAAAGGAAGUGUUGAAGACCCAUGACCUUGCUUUUGCGAGCAGGCCCCAGCUUUUCUCCGCCAAACACCUCUUCUACAAUUGCACCAAUAUCGUCUUCUCCCCCUAUGGUGCUUACUGGAGGCACAUCAGGAAGAUCGCAGUUCUUGAGUUACUCAGUGCCAAGCGAGUCCAAUCAUAUAGCUUCGUCAGAGAAGAGGAGGUUGCCCGUCUAGUCCAUCGGGUUGCUUCUUCUUACCCAAGCACAACCAAUCUCUCCAAGAUGCUUGGGUUGUAUGCAAACGACGUGGUUUGUCGGGUUGCUCUUGGGAGGGGUUUCUCCCAAGGAGGGGAGUACGAUAAGUAUGGGUUCCAAAAGAUGCUCUUGGAGUAUCAGGAGUUGCUUGGGGGAUUUAGUCUGGGCGAUUUCUUCCCCUCCAUGGAAUGGAUGCACACAAUAACUGGCUUGAAAUCAAGACUCCGUCGCACCUUUCGACGCUUCGAUCAAUUCUUCAAUGAAGUGAUCGAAGACCAUCUCAGCAAACAUUCCAGCAGCAGGAGCAGAAAAGAGGAGCACAAGGACUUCGUUGGCAUUCUGCUUGACAUGCAGAAGAAUUCCGAUGACCUCGACACGCCCCUCACCUUGGAUAACAUCAAAGCCAUCAUCUUGGAUAUGUUUGCUGCGGGAACGGAUACGACGUUCAUAACACUGGACUGGGGAAUGACAGAGCUCGUAAUGAACCCAAGAGUGAUGGAAAAAGCACAGGCUGAAAUAAGAAGUAUCGUCGGGGACAGAAGAAGCGUUUCAGAGGAUGAUCUGCCCCAAAUGCACUACUUGAAGGCUGUAAUCAAAGAGAUAUUCCGGUUGCAUCCUCCGGUUCCAGUACUAGUCCCGAGAGAAUCAAUGGAACUCGUAACUAUAGAUGGGUAUGACAUCCCCAAGAAAACACGGAUCUUCGUCAAUGCCUGGGCAGUAGGAAGGGAUCCGGAGUCAUGGGAGAACCCAGAAGUUUUUGAACCAGAAAGGUUCAUGGGAACCUCCAUUGAUUUCAAGGGCCAGGAUUUCCAAUUAAUACCGUUUGGAGCUGGGAGAAGAGGCUGCCCCGCUAUUACAUUUGGCGCAGCAAGCAUUGAACUUGCUAUGGCUCAACUUCUCCAUUCCUUUGAUUGGGAACUUCCCCCUGGUAUCGAGGCCAAAGAUUUGGACAUGACCGAGGUUUUUGGUAUAUCAAUGCACCGGAUAUGUGAUCUGAUUGUUGUUGCCAAACCGCGCUUUGUCUAAUUAUCACAAACAUCUCUCCCACCCCCAUCUCCUAUGCCUGUCUGAGUUAAGACUUAUUAAAAUGUUCUCGUUUUUCCAUUUUGCCUCCAUAGCUCUAUUCUGAAUUUCUGAUCAUCUGAGAGCAUGAAGACGUAUGUAUCUGAACCAUAUGGCUACGAUUCGAUUCAAAUCUGAGUAUUAAUAGCAUCAGAUUCAAUUCGUCACCAUAUCUAAUCUAAAUCUUUAAAGCCCUAGUUGUAGCCCUGUUAAUGCUGGGCCUGGAAGUGGAAUCUACUUAUGUUGUAAUUGGUUGUUUA